This is a messenger RNA of Fusarium verticillioides 7600, 880 nucleotides long. RefSeq lists its product as hypothetical. The record is from RefSeq and is a predicted model, not a curated record. The transcript has a single exon. Lineage: Eukaryota; Fungi; Ascomycota; Sordariomycetes; Hypocreales; Nectriaceae. Bases 79 to 690 code for a protein of 203 amino acids.
AAUUGAUAUGGAUGAGUAAAUAUCAGCGCCCUGAACCCUUGAAAGAGACGUGUUUGCAAUAAGUAUAAAUACGUCCGAAUGAUCCUCAGCCUUUUGAUCACUCCAUCCGCAACACCUCCUGUUCAAGCACCCCCUUUCUCACUACUCAAACACUUUCAGCUUCAAUUCCGAUCAUUAUUCACGAUGAAGUACAACAGCGCGAUUUUGGUUCUCGCCUACCCAGCCCUGAUUUCUGCUGGAACAUCCACUAUCUCUGGUGCCGAAGCUGUCUGUGGAGAUCUUGGAAUUCUUCAGGUCACUCCCGGAAAUCUCCCCGACGGCGUAGAGCCCUCAGAUCUUCGCCUCUGCGCCGAUCAUCCACUCGGCCGCAACCGCACCCUUGAUCCCGCCAAGGGCGCCUCCCUAGCACCCCUCGAGGAAGGCGAUAUCCCCAAUACAACCCCAACGGGUACCUCCAGACUCUUCCAAAAGAGACGUUGCUAUUACGGGGCACCAUACGGCUGUUCAGAUAAGUACUGUUGGAAGAGCUGCGGUGCAAAGGGGAGUGGCCAAUGGUGCUGGACCGCGACGGCUGGGGGAGUUGGGCCGUGGGCCAAAUGCAAGACGUGGGAGGACUGUGGAACAAACGGACUUCAAUAUGGCUGUGGAAAGAACUGUGUUCUGCCGGGUGUGUGUGGGUGUAGCUGUUAGAAGCUACGGUCACAAAGGGGAUCUAUGGCUGAGAAAGUUGCGGUCUGUAACUAAUAUGUAUUUUUUUGCUGCCCAUUAUGUUACACUUGAGGCUACGAGGCUUUGCGGACUGGACUUCAAGUUAAAAAAGGCUUAGAUAUUAUGAGGAUAUCUCCAGAGCAGUUUAUCAUACGAAAAGCUUAUUUAAGAC